ACAAGUUGCAUAACUGACCCUGAGCAGUUAAAUCAAGUCAGCAAGAUAAAGCAAGGUAAAAUAAGAAGUUCUGAAACUGACAUAUUGAAACACACAUGCAAUGUUAUAGGCAUUGAGGGGUUUUACAAUCAGGAGGACAACUACUAUUCUACUAAUAAAUCCAAUUGCUUACAAGAGUUCUUCAGUCCACUGGAUGUAGCUUACCUGGAAGGAGAAAGUUCUACAAACCUUGAGCUUCACUAUCUGCCUUUUAAUAUGGGAAAACGUUACUGUGCCAUAAUUUUCAUCAAUGAGCAGAUUGGGGAAUUUGUGUACCUGGUGGAAGGAACAUGUGGCUUACCGUUGCCUUCAGCCUUGCUUCCGAUGGAUAGUCCAAAUGUUCUACGCAUUAGCAGUAUGUUAGAAGGUCAAAGUGAAAUGCAGCCAGUGCUUUGCCUGAAAUGUUGCCUUACUGAUAUACUGAGAGAAAAGCUAAAGAUCCCCCUGAUCAAUGAAGCAAGGGAGAAGGCUCUGGCUAUUGCAGCACAACAGCAGAUGUCUGCUUUGGAGUAUGAGCGAAGAAAGGUCACUGGGACGCUUGAGAGCAGCAGUGUUCGUGUGGCAGUUGCAGCCCUGGGGCUGUCAACAGUUAAGCUCAAAAUGAUCUCUGAAAUGUUGCUUUUGGGGGACAGUGGACCUCCUCCCUCCCAGAAUAGCAUGAAGAGAAGCCAAAGGUUUGCUGUGAAAGGCAUUAAAGAAUAA
Messenger RNA from Eublepharis macularius, 741 nucleotides. RefSeq names its product cilia and flagella-associated protein 47-like. The record is from RefSeq and is a predicted model, not a curated record. The coding region runs from base 256 to 741 and encodes 161 amino acids. NCBI's taxonomy places the organism in Eukaryota, Metazoa, Chordata, Lepidosauria, Squamata, Eublepharidae. The transcript is spliced from 6 exons.